Molecule: messenger RNA, 2970 nt
Organism: Neofelis nebulosa (Clouded leopard)
Lineage: Eukaryota; Metazoa; Chordata; Mammalia; Carnivora; Felidae
Gene: RAB4A
Product: RAB4A, member RAS oncogene family
Exons: 8
Coding region: 264-920 (218 amino acids)
Biological process (GO): regulation of endocytosis; Rab protein signal transduction
Cellular component (GO): postsynaptic recycling endosome
Molecular function (GO): GTPase activity; GTP binding
Source: RefSeq, a predicted model, not a curated record
CCUCCUCCUCCUCCUCCUCCCAGUCCCCGUCCGGGCCCGGCGGGGGGCGGAGGCCGUGCGCCUGCGCGGAGCCCGCAGUCCGGCAGGGCCGCAGCCGCGGGGUGGCCGGCCGUUGCCGUGGGGACCGCGGGCCCCUCCCUCCUCCGCUCCCCUGCCGCUCGCCGUUCCCACCGAGGCGCGGAGGACGACCCCGGCCCCCCACGCCCGCCGGCCCGGCCGGAGCUGCAGCCGGUGACCCGGCGAGAGGCGGUGCCGCUCCCAAGAUGUCGCAGACGGCCAUGUCCGAAACCUACGAUUUUUUGUUUAAGUUCUUGGUUAUUGGAAAUGCAGGAACUGGCAAGUCUUGCUUGCUUCAUCAGUUUAUAGAAAAAAAAUUCAAAGAUGACUCAAAUCAUACAAUAGGAGUGGAGUUUGGUUCAAAGAUAAUAAAUGUUGGUGGUAAAUAUGUAAAGUUACAGAUAUGGGAUACAGCAGGCCAAGAACGAUUCAGGUCUGUGACGAGAAGUUAUUACAGAGGUGCCGCGGGAGCACUCCUCGUCUACGACAUCACCAGCCGAGAAACCUACAAUGCGCUUACUAAUUGGUUAACAGAUGCCAGAAUGCUAGCGAGUCAGAACAUUGUGAUCAUCCUCUGUGGGAACAAGAAGGACCUGGACGCAGAUCGUGAAGUUACUUUCUUAGAAGCCUCCAGAUUUGCUCAAGAAAAUGAGCUGAUGUUCUUGGAAACAAGUGCACUAACGGGGGAGAAUGUGGAAGAGGCCUUUGUACAAUGUGCAAGAAAAAUACUUAACAAAAUUGAAUCAGGUGAGCUGGACCCAGAAAGAAUGGGCUCUGGUAUUCAGUACGGAGAUGCUGCCUUGAGACAGCUGAGGUCACCACGUCGCGCACAGGCCCCAAGUGCUCAGGAGUGUGGUUGUUAAAAGCAGCACGGGAGUGCACAGGACAGAAGCAGAUGGAAUACUUGCUACUCGUUCUAUGAGACCAGCGUUACCCUAAUUCCAAAACCAGACAAAGACAUGACAAGAAAACUACAGACCAGUAUCUCUCAUGAAUAUAGAUGCAAAAAUCCUCAAUAAAAUUUUAGCAAAUCAAGCCAACACUGUACAAAAAGAAUUCUAUGCCACUUCCAAGUGGGAUUUAUCCCAGGUAUGCCAGGCUGGUUCAACAUUCCAAAAUCAGUUAAUGUAAUCCAUCACAUCCAUGGGCUAAAGAAGAAAAAUCACCCGAUCACAUCAAGAGAAAAAUCAUUUGACGAAAUCCGACACCCAUUCAUGAUGAAAAUUCUCAGCAAACUACGAAUAGAGGGGAAUUUCCUCAACGUGGGGAAGAGUAUCUAUAGCAAACUGCUAACAUCAUUAAACUUGAAGCUUUCCAAUUCAUAACAAGACACAAGGAAGGAUGUCUCCGCUCACCACUCCUUUUCAGCAUCAUCCUGGAAGUUCUAGCUCAUGCAGUAAGACAAAAAAGGAAGUAAAAAGUACACAGAUAGGGAAGGAAGAAAUUAAUGUCUUUGUCACAGAUAACAUGGUUAUCUAUGUGGAAAAUCCAAAAGAAUCCACAAGAUCCUACACAAGCGGUUAUACGGCAAGGCUAUAUGGCAAGAUACAAGGUUAAUAGACAAAACUCAAUCACUUCUUUAUAUACCAGCAAUGAACAAGCGCAGUUUGAAAUUAAAAACACAAUACUGUGUAUAUUAGCAUUCAAAAAAAGGAAAUAUUUGGGUCUAAUUCUAACAAAAUAUGUAUAAGAUCUAUAUUAGGAAAAACCAAAGUGAUUCUAAAGUUGACACGGAGUGACAGAAGACCCAGAACAAGCAGCACUGUAUUGAAGGAGAAGAACAAAGCUGGACGACCAUAGAUCCUGGACUUCAAGACACUAUACAGCUAUGGUCGUCCAGACAGUUUGGUAUUGAUGAAAGCAUGAACAAAGAGAUCAGUGGACCAGAACAGAGAGCUCAGAAAUACACCCACGUCAAUAUAGUCAGCUGAUCUUUGAUGAAGGAGCAAAGAUGGUCCUUUCAACAGACGGUGCUAGAACAAGUGGCUAGCCACGUGCAAAAAAAAAAAAAAAAGGACUCUAGACACCACACACACACACACACACACACACACACACACCCCUACCCCUUACCCCCCUUUUCGCAAAGAUUAAAUCAAAAUGGAUUACAAACCUAAAUGUAAAACAUAAAACUAUAAAACUCCUACAGGAUAACGUAGGGAAAAAACCUAGGUGAUCUUCAGUGUAAUGAUGACUUUUUAGAUACACCAAAGGCACCAUCCACGAAAGAACCAGUCAAUAAGCUGGGUUCCAUUACAAAACUUGUGCUCUAGGAAAGACAUCAAGAGAGUGAGAAGACAAGCCAAAGACUGGGAGAAAAUAUUUCUGAAAGACAUCUAGUUAAGGAUUGUUAUCCAAAUAAUACAAAGAACCCUUAAAACUUAACAGAAAACAACCCAGUUUAUAAAUGGGCCAAAGACCUUAGCAGACACCUCACCAAAGACGACGUACCAUAGAUGUCAGUGAGUAUACGACAAGAUCGUGCACAUCAUAUGUCAUCAGGGAAAUGCAAAUUAAAACAACGAUGAGGUACCACCACAGCAUACUUACUAGAAUGGCCAAAAUAAAAGACGCGCACAACACCAGAUGCUAGUGAGGACGUGGAGCGGGAGAACUGUCAUACGUCCCUACUGGGGAUGCAAAAUGGUCCGGCCGCUUUGGAAGACAGCACGGCAGCUCUUAGAAGACUAAACAUUCUCCUACGAUGUGAUCCGGCAGUCUCACUUCUUGGUAUUUACCCAGAGGAGUUGAAAACACAAAAAUCUGCACGUGAACGCUUAAAGCAGCUUUAUUCAUAAUUACCAAAACUUGGAAACAAGUGAGAUGUCCUUCAGCAAAUGGAUCACUGAAGUAUGGUACAUCCAGGCAAUGGACAAUUCAGCGCUAAAGGAAAAAAAAAAAAAAAAAAACAAC